AUGAGGAAAACGGCUCCGAUGCCAAAGACGCCUUUAGGUGGAGCGGCAUGUAAAAUUCCGAAGGUGGGCGUGUUUGUGUCCGAAGUAGCUGUCGUUUUGUCCGCCUUCGUCGGCGACCACAAUGUAUCGGACUAUGGUCUUCCAGCUAACCCCGAGAACCUGAAUGCAGUGUGUGAGGCAGUCUAUGAAAAGUUGCUCGAGGUAAGAAAGCAGUUUUGCUUAUUAGCACUCAAUUCAUUUCACUGCUUACGUGUUCACUGCACGGUCAUUCUCGCGGCUACUUGA
Molecule: messenger RNA, 285 nt
Organism: Mesocestoides corti
Lineage: Eukaryota; Metazoa; Platyhelminthes; Cestoda; Cyclophyllidea; Mesocestoididae
Source: the annotation of a GenBank genome assembly